CUCACAGAAUGGAUUCCCAGCGGGAGCUUGCAGAGGAACUCCGGCUUUACCAAUCCACCCUUCUUCAGGAUGGUCUAAAAGAUCUCCUGGAAGAGAAAAAAUUCAUCGAUUGCACCUUAAAAGCAGGUGACAAAAGUCUUCCUUGCCACAGACUGAUACUGUCUGCUUGUAGUCCUUACUUCCGUGAGUAUUUUUUGUCUGAAAUUGAGGAGGAGAAAAAAAAGGAGGUAGUGCUAGAUAACGUGGAUCCUGCUAUCCUGGAUUUGAUCAUCAAAUAUCUGUACUCUGCCAGUAUCGAUCUCAAUGACGGAAAUGUGCAAGACAUCUUCGCCCUGUCCAGCCGCUUCCAGAUCCCCUCAGUCUUCACCGUCUGUGUGUCUUACCUUCAGAAAAGACUGGCUCCCGGCAACUGUCUGGCCAUCCUAAGAUUGGGGCUGCUUCUCGACUGCCCGAGACUCGCCAUUUCUGCCCGGGAGUUUGUGUCAGAUCGUUUUGUGCAGAUUUGUAAGGAGGAAGACUUCAUGCAGCUGUCUCCGCAGGAACUGAUCUCGGUCAUUUCAAAUGACAGUCUCAAUGUAGAAAAGGAGGAAGUAGUGUUUGAGGCCGUGAUGAAAUGGGUUCGGACAGACAAAGAAAACAGGGCGAAAAGUCUCAGUGAAGUGUUUGAUUGUAUUCGUUUUCGCCUUAUGGCAGAAAAAUACUUCAAAGAUCAUGUCGAGAAGGAUGACAUAAUUAAAGGCAACCCAGAAGUCCAGAAAAAAAUCAAAGUUCUAAAAGAUGCUUUCGCAGGCAAACUCCCGGAACCUAGCAAAAAUGCGGAGAAGGCAGGGACAGGCGAGGUGAACGGCGAUGUUGGUGACGAAGACUUGCUUCCUGGUUACCUGAAUGAUAUUCCCAGACACGGCAUGUUCGUUAAAGAUCUCAUCCUCUUGGUCAACGACACAGCUGCUGUGGCUUACGACCCCACGGAAAACGAGUGUUACCUUACAGCCCUAGCAGAGCAGAUCCCCAGAAAUCAUUCCAGUAUUGUUACCCAACAAAAUCAGGUCUACGUGGUGGGAGGACUGUAUGUGGAUGAAGAAAAUAAAGAUCAGCCCUUACAGUCAUACUUCUUCCAGCUUGAUAGCAUAACAUCUGAGUGGGUCGGACUUCCACCUCUACCAUCAGCCAGGUGUCUCUUUGGUCUGGGAGAGGUGGAUGACAAAAUCUAUGUGGUUGCCGGCAAAGACCUUCAGACAGAGGCUUCCCUAGACUCCGUCUUAUGCUAUGAUCCUGUGGCUGCAAAAUGGAGUGAAGUGAAAAAUCUUCCUAUUAAAGUUUAUGGCCAUAAUGUGAUCUCACAUAAUGGGAUGAUAUACUGUCUAGGUGGGAAGACAGAUGACAAAAAGUGUACAAACAGGGUGUUUAUCUAUAACCCAAAAAAGGGAGACUGGAAAGAUCUGGCUCCGAUGAAGACCCCUCGUUCCAUGUUUGGAGUGGCGAUCCAUAAAGGCAAAAUUGUAAUCGCGGGAGGGGUCACCGAGGACGGUCUUUCAGCAUCGGUUGAAGCGUUCGACCUCAAGACCAAUAAAUGGGAAGUGAUGACAGAAUUUCCUCAAGAAAGAAGCUCCAUCAGUCUCGUGAGCCUGGCUGGAUCCCUGUAUGCCAUCGGCGGUUUCGCGAUGGUUCAACUGGAAUCCAAAGAGUUUGCGCCCACUGAAGUCAAUGACAUAUGGAAGUAUGAAGAUGAUAAAAAAGAAUGGGCUGGGAUGUUGAAGGAAAUACGUUACGCUUCUGGAGCUAGUUGCCUAGCAACACGCUUAAAUCUGUUCAAACUGUCUAAACUAUAAACAAGGUCACAAAAACAA
Molecule: messenger RNA, 1847 nt
Organism: Peromyscus eremicus (cactus mouse)
Lineage: Eukaryota; Metazoa; Chordata; Mammalia; Rodentia; Cricetidae
Gene: Klhl41
Product: kelch like family member 41
Exons: 6
Coding region: 9-1829 (606 amino acids)
Molecular function (GO): protein binding
Source: RefSeq, a predicted model, not a curated record